Messenger RNA from Ostertagia ostertagi, 1389 nucleotides. The record is from the annotation of a GenBank genome assembly. Lineage: Eukaryota; Metazoa; Nematoda; Chromadorea; Rhabditida; Trichostrongylidae.
GUCUAUGAACUUGGACCUAAUGACAACUUGACAAAAUGGGUGGAGGAUUUGCCGAAGCAGCUGCCAGCUGCUGGAUUUGGUGCGCUGUUCGCUCAGAAUUCCGCCGAAGUGCUCUUCAGCUCCCGAGCUUAUCACUCACUGCCAACUUCUUUGAAUGUGUACGACAAUGCGCGACUGAGAGUUGAAACUGCAGGCUCUGAAGGAAGUAUUCACACGCAACUGCACACCUACACGCCUCACAUCUCAGCAAGCGGUGGCACGUCACGUUUUGUGACAGCAGGAAUGGUGGACUCGGUUUUGGGACCGUUCCUCGUGUUGGCUUUGGCACUUGUCACAUCGCCUUUUGUUAUCUUUUUGGUGGAAGAGCGUGUAAGCAAGUUUGCGCAUCAGCAGUCCUUGACGGGCAUAUCGCCAAUUUUAUUCUGGACGGCCUCGUUUCUAUUCGACUUCUUGUUCUACUCCAUCGUCUGCGCUUGCUUCUUGGUAGUGUUUAUCAUCAGCGGUUGGAUGCAGGGAUAUCUUGGAUUUGUGAUUCUCCUGUUUAUUCUGUACUUCUGGUCAUGUGUGCCGUUCAUUUACGCUGUGUCCUUCAUAUUCUCCUCGCCGUCAAAGGCAAAUGUCCUGCUUAUUCUCUGGCAGUUGGUGGCAGCGUUUGCGGCUAUGCUGAUUAUAUUCAUAAUUAGUUUCGGUGAACUGGUAGAACCAACGCUCAGUGAACUCAUCAGAUGUUUCCUUGCGGGGUUAGGGAGGGGGCAGAUGAGUUUUAUGAUCGCAAAUCCGUCGAUCCUGUUGUGCUUCUUGCCUUCAUUCGCCCUUGGCAACGCUGUGAUGACAGUGGGAACAACCUCGGCCGAGAAACUCCCUCCAAGUAUACUGUGGGAGUGGAAUAUGCUUGGCAAAAAUAUAACGUUUAUGCUGAUAUUUGGCUGUUUCUCUUCGCUGCUGUUUCUGAUGUUCCAAUUCAAAGUGAUACGGUACCGCUGGUUCCAACUUUGGGAUUUGCGAUAUGGGCGGAGGUGUUAUGCUAGGAUUGCCAAUGAUGAGGAGGAUCGAGCAGUGACUGAAGAGCGAGUGAGUGUGCAAGAUGUGCAAAUGGUUAUGGACAUCUGCAGAGCUGUGAGGGUGCUGACCAUUGGCGUGUGGCGAAAUAGCGAAUGUUGGCCAUUACUUGGGUCAUGCAAAACGGCGCCGGAAAGACGACAAACUUUCGACAUUCUCACUGGGCAAUCUUUUGCCACGUUUGGAACAGCUCGCAUAGAUAAACGGGAUGUGACAGAGCAGAUUCCGAUCGGUUAUUGUCCUCAAUUCGAUGCACUUCUGCUGGAUCUGACCGGAAGGGAAGCUCUCGAGAUUCUGGCCCGAAUGCAUGGUUUCCCCUCAACCAGAUGA